CACUCAUUAGACAUGCGGGAUGAAGACAUUGGUUUGCGCACUGGUCACAGUAAAAACCUGGAGAGCCCUGUAAAGGUGCCAGACGCUUUCCUGAUAGAAGAGGCGGACUUCUGCCGGCGGCGUCCUCGCCUGCAGGUGAUCGCCUACGUCCACUCGGCCAUCAGCCGCGUGCAAGAGAGGCAGGAGACCCGCUCCACCUGGGCCAACGCCACGGCGUCUGGCCUCGGCGUGGACAUCGCCGCCGUGUUCAUGGUGGGACGAGCCAAGGACGAGAGGGAGAGGCAGAUUGUUCAGGAGGAAAGUCAGCGGUACCAUGACAUCGUCCAGGGCGAUUACGUGGAUCAUUACCGUCAGCUGUCGCUGAAGGCGCUGUCGUCUCUUGCCUGGGUACAGCACCACUGCCCUCAGGUUCCCUGGACGCUGCACGCAGACGACGAUGUUUUCAUUGACGUUUUCUUGAUGAAAGGCAUCUUGCAAGAUUUCCGAGCAGAGACUACGGAGGCGUUUUUGUGCAACAGCGAAUGGAGCCGGACGCAGCGCUCGGGGCGGUGGGCCGUCUCCCACGACGAUUUCCGCAAUGACGAGUACCCAGUGUUCUGCAGCGGCGCCGCCUGGGUCCUGCCGACUCGACAUCUGUCGGGGCUUCUGAGAGCGUCCCAGACGGCGCCCUUCCUGUGGGUAGACGAUGUUUACAUCACCGGAAUUUUGGCUAGGCAUGCCGGCGUCACGCAUCUCGGGACGGGUUACAAGGCCAAGCAUAUCCAGCCCUCAGAUGUUGGAGAUGUUAUGGUUUGGUAUAAUGUAAAAGAGGACAGAAAAAAAUGGUGGAGAAAAUUAACACGUUUCUAUAUGAAGACAUCAAAGAAAGGGUAAAAUCAGUGUAUACAUUAUGGUAUGUUCAGCAACAUCGUUAAGCCCUUAAUGGCUGUUAAAGUGUCUAUAUAAUCCCUGAUAUUCAACUUUGCUCAAUGCAACGCUAUUAUCAUAUACUAGGUGCAAUAAGCUGGGAGCUGGCAGUCACUGAGACGCGUUUAGUCUUCGUGAUAUAUUUAUGAUAAAGUGACAAAUAAAUGUGACCUUUUUCAUUUGUUUUAACCUGUACCUUAUUCAAUAAUGUGAACAGUCUAUCAGAACUCCAGAGCUCAAUCAAAAAAAAAAAUACUGAAAUAACACUUUACUCUCCCGUAUCUGAUGAACAGAGCGCUUGCAGGAGCUCAGACACCUCCCCUACCCCCUUGUAUGGACCUCAGAAUAUACAGACGAAAGCAGGAAGAGAUGUAUGAAAUACAUAAAUAAAAACGUCAACACGAAGCAGAAAGUCAG
Penaeus monodon (black tiger shrimp) is the source of this 1323-nucleotide messenger RNA. RefSeq names its product beta-1,3-galactosyltransferase 5-like. The record is from RefSeq and is a predicted model, not a curated record. Gene Ontology annotation, cellular component: membrane. Lineage: Eukaryota; Metazoa; Arthropoda; Malacostraca; Decapoda; Penaeidae. Gene Ontology annotation, molecular function: hexosyltransferase activity.